GAUGGAUGCCGAAGAAGAAGAUCCGUCACGUUAACGUAAACAUCCGCCGCGCGCGCAUGUUUAAGUAGUUUGUCCUCGCGCUCCAUUGUGUCCACAAGUGAGCGCCUCGCGCGUGUUAGUGUUAGCUGUUUUUAGCGCUUUAGCUGUCAGUAAAGACAACACUGAGCAUGUCAGACCACGUUACAUAUGAACAGUGUGAGAUAAAGUAAGUUUCACAGCAGUUAGUGAAUCACUGUCGUCCUCCCUGUGAGCUCUAUUUUUUAUGUUAGUGUGGCUAGGCUAGCCGGGAAGCUAAAACUACGUAAACCACAGUAACGUCGAUUUCUUGUCGGAUUUGUUUCGGACCAACACGUAUCGGUGGCUUGUGGCUCCCUGUCUUGUAUCAGUUGGUUUGCAGAAAACAUAGUUUGAUUAAAAGUAUUCGUCACUAAAGUAGCAGCUAAAACAGAGGUACACAGUCCUACAGAUGAUAGCGGCUAUGAGGCAGAUGGCUUGGAGUUGUCCAUUCAUACAUCAGUCACAAGAAUAGAAUAUUAUAGUUCAUUUGAGUAUUCCCUGAAGUGGGGCGGAACCAUGUACCCCAGACGCUCCUCCAGACUAUCAAAAGGCUCCACGAAGAGCCCCAAAAGAAGCCCAAGCCCUAACAAAGAUGUUAUCCAGCGUAAGUUGAGUGGUAAGAGGCCGAAGGCAGGGCAGAGGAAGACCAAAGCCGUCAACAACAUAGUUGAUGCAGAUGAAGGGAACAUCCGUGACCUCAUUGACAUCAUCAACAGUCCAAAUGAUGCGAAACAUGUCGCUGAGGAGGAGGAGGAGGAUGGAGGGGAGCUUUUAAAGGUGGUUGAUGAAGGAGUGGACUAUUCAGAUGAAGACUCUGUUAUCAGCAGCGUAGCUUCUGGUCCUUCCCUCAAAUGGCGCCCCUCUCCCAAGAAACACAGGCCCUUGCAGGGCGUGUGCUCAGCCUGCCGGAAGCUCUACCAGAAGGCAAAGAAGAUGAAAGCACCACUUAAAAAUAAACUCUUAGACAACAAUCCCAAGUCCCUGACAUGUGACCAGUGGGUCCUGCUCAAGAAGUGGACACCAAGGAGGCUGCCUAAUGCAAGAGGGAAGCUUUUGGCCCACGUACAGCUGGUUAGUAAAAGACUUAUGAUGAAGAACGGUGCAAAACAAACUGAGCAGUGUGUGGAACCGUCAACCUGCUGGAGGCAGCACGCAUUUCUUCAGAGGAACCUUAGACAGAAUAUGAAGGCUCCAGUGAAAAACCAGAGGAAGAAGAACAGGAGGAAGAGGACAAGAGAUGAUUCUCAAGGUCCUCGAGUCGCAAAGCAGCAGCGUCUCAACAGCAGUAAUCGCCGGCAGAACAUCAGCAUGGACUGUACCGAUGACGACGAUGAUCUCCUCCCAGCUAGCGUGCACAGUAGCAGUCCUGGUUUUGAAGAGUCUAAAGAGCAUGAAGCCGAUGAUUCAGCAGACACACAUCUGACUUUUGAGUUGAUUCCCACCUCAGUCAGCCUGGAAACCACUAAGCCAAGACGGGUGUCACCCAGGCGGAAAACACCUGAGAAGACUCGUGGAUUCAGAGACUUGCUUGCUCAGUUGCGUGGCAACAGCAGCAUGAUCGUUAGAGAAACCCGUUAGCUUUUUUUUUUUUUUUUUCAAGCUAUAGUUUCAUGACUGCAGUCAUGAAUGUUCAAGUGCUGGUAAAAUUUUUAUAUAUAUCUUCUGUGUAUGUUAAGUCUGGCUACCGUUCAGUUACUUUUUGGCAUUUACCUGAAGUCUUUUACUUUUUUACUGAGCUCAAAUAUCUGUUAGUGUAUGCGAGUUUUGUAGGCAAAGUUCUGCUUAAGUUCCACGUUAUUUAUUUUAUUACAUUUUAAAAUGCCCUUUAAGUUUCAUACAACAUGUAUGCCAUGACAGAUUAAACAUUUUCAUCACCAGUACA
Molecule: messenger RNA, 1939 nt
Organism: Larimichthys crocea (large yellow croaker)
Lineage: Eukaryota; Metazoa; Chordata; Actinopteri; Sciaenidae
Exons: 6
Coding region: 574-1635 (353 amino acids)
Source: RefSeq, a predicted model, not a curated record